UUCGCUGCCCGCCGAGCCCGGCCGAGCCCCGCCGAGCCCCGCCGAACGGAACCGAAUGUAGACGAGCCCGCCCGAGCCCCGGGCCCCGGCCGCCUCCGCUGCCCGAGCGCAGCCGAGAGAACUAGCGGCUGCGGCCGCGGAGGAGGCGCCGCCCCAAGGGGAGGAGGUACCCGCUCGCCGCAGACCGCCCGCAGCAGAGGCCGCCCCGGUCGCGCCGCGGCGGGAGCGGCCGGCGGAGGCUGCGCGGCCGAGGGGGAGGGUCGGGGGAGGGGACGUCUCCCCUGCCCGCCGCCGCCGCCCCCCGCCCGCAAGCUCGCGAGCCUCAGUCUGCACCCAGCAUCCCGCUGCCGCGGAUCCUCCCGCGGGUGCGCUCCGGGCUCUACCCAGGCUCAGGACUGCAGGUGGAUGUCUUCACAGCCCAGGAAUCACUGAACACCUGGGGCAGGAAGCCUCCUUGGAAGGCCAGCUCUACCAGAGACCUGCCUCGGCAUGGGCCUUGACAUUGAAGCUGCCCUGCUGUCUGUGCUGGUCUGAGGGUGCUGCCCGUCAUGGGGGCAGCCAUCUCCCAGGGGGCCCUCAUCGCCAUCGUCUGCAACGGCCUUGUAGGCUUCUUGCUGCUGCUGCUCUGGGUCAUUCUCUGCUGGGCCUGCCACUCCCGGUCUGCGGACAUUGACUCACUCUCUGAAUCCAGUCCCAACUCCAGCCCUGGCCCUUGUCCUGAGAAGGCCCCCCCACCCCAGAAACCCAGCCAUGAAGGCAGCUACCUGCUGCACCCCUGAGGGCCCCUGGUCUAGCCUGGAGUGUGGGACCUAAGUUCACCCCACCCAGAAUCUAGAAUUGGGAUCCCAGGGUUUAGCCAGCCUGGGUCCAGAACUCAGAGUCCAACCUGUCUGGAGCUGGAAGUAGCAGCCCAGAAUCCAGUCAGCCUAGCCCCGAGAGUGUCUCUGGUGGGCCUAGUUCGACAGGCCUGGGGUGAGGGUGCAUGAGCUGGUGCUGGGGCCAGGGCCACCUGGACUCUGCUCCAAUCCCAAGGGUCUGGGGCUGCUUCUCCGUUUUUCCUAGGCUGUGUGCUACCAGGCCCUCUAGGUUGGAGAAGCAAACUGGAAUCCAUGGCAAUAAUGGGAGGGUGUCUAGGCUGGGCCCCUCCUCUGGUCCUCCCACUGUUUGCUGGAUAAUAAAUGGAUCUAUGGCUCUA
Molecule: messenger RNA, 1195 nt
Organism: Erinaceus europaeus (western European hedgehog)
Lineage: Eukaryota; Metazoa; Chordata; Mammalia; Eulipotyphla; Erinaceidae
Gene: ENHO
Product: energy homeostasis associated
Exons: 2
Coding region: 549-779 (76 amino acids)
Biological process (GO): positive regulation of Notch signaling pathway
Cellular component (GO): plasma membrane
Source: RefSeq, a predicted model, not a curated record